Penaeus indicus is the source of this 1305-nucleotide messenger RNA. Its product is annotated as barH-like 1 homeobox protein. The record is from RefSeq and is a predicted model, not a curated record. The transcript has 3 exons. NCBI's taxonomy places the organism in Eukaryota, Metazoa, Arthropoda, Malacostraca, Decapoda, Penaeidae. Gene Ontology annotation, molecular function: DNA binding. Bases 328 to 1305 code for a protein of 325 amino acids.
GGGUGACUCAUCAGUUAUCCUUCACUUCACCCAUUCUGAGUCAGGAACGCCACUCGGGCUCGAGAAUUUCCUCGGACUUGAUGAGGCGGUUGGCGUCGGCGGUGACUUAAGUGUAGCGCGGAGUGAGUUUUGUGCGUUGGGGACGCUCGUGUGCUUCGGGACUUGGCUUAGUGAGCUUGCGUGAUGGUGCGGUGUUUACGUUUGUGAAUGUUGGGGUAAAGGGUAAUAGCAAACGAGUUUAGCCUGUCAACUUUGAAGAUUAAGUCACUGCCACGGAGGAUCGAAAGUGUCUCCGCAUUGUUCGUUCGUAGUGAAUGUCCGAACACAAUGACAGUGGCUAUGUCUUCCUCUAAGACGGAAGUGCAGAGCAAAGAUUUUGCAACGCGGGUGAAGGAUGACGUAAUAGAUCACUUCCGGCCCAAGUCUGGGUCACCCGCGGAGUGCAGGGAUACGAACACAUCCGUCAGCAUUAACCCUGUGGUCGUUCCGAACAGCGACGACGAAACUCUGACGUUGCGAGCCAAGGAGGAGCAGGAUGGCGAGGCACGCGUCAGAGGCGACCUGCAGCCGACCGACCUCAGCGUCAAGCGAAACAACAACAACAACCACAUCGAACUACAACCUCAGGGCCAAAAGCUCAUCGGCAGCAUCAACAACAACCACAUCAGCAUCCCGCCGUCCUUGAGCAUCAAGAGCUCCUUCUCGAUCACGAACCUCCUGAGACCUCUGGCGAAGGACAGGCCCUUGGACGAGCCCGAGGACCUGAGCCGAGCGCGGAGGCCGACGGAGGCGCUGCCGGAGGUGACCAUCACGCCUCAGCCGCGUCUCCUGCCGGAGGACAAGGCGGCGGCCAAGAGGAAGGCGGAGGAGAUCGAGGAGGAUAUCGACGUCGAGGAAGAGGACGGGGAGGAGGAGGACUGCGACGGGGAGGAGGAGGAGGACUCAGGGAUCAGCGAGACGCACCACCAGGACGAGACGAGAGGAUGUUCCUCGCCCCGUUCUCCCGACACCUGCCUGAAGAGCAAGAAGCAGCGGAAGGCGCGGACGGCGUUCACGGACCACCAGCUGCAGACGCUGGAGAAGAGCUUCGAGCGGCAGAAGUACCUGAGCGUGCAGGACCGCAUGGAGCUGGCGGCCAAGCUCAACCUCACCGACACGCAGGUCAAGACGUGGUACCAGAACAGAAGCCCCAAGCAACAUAAACAUCGAAAUCUUUCACUGUGGGCACCUGUUACACAACGAGACAAAUUGUGCUGUGAUAAGAAAUCGGUUGUAACUGAAAGAUUACAGAGGACUGGGAAAUAA